Daphnia carinata is the source of this 1596-nucleotide messenger RNA. RefSeq names its product carboxypeptidase B-like. The coding region runs from base 119 to 1441 and encodes 440 amino acids. The transcript is spliced from 9 exons. NCBI's taxonomy places the organism in Eukaryota, Metazoa, Arthropoda, Branchiopoda, Diplostraca, Daphniidae. The record is from RefSeq and is a predicted model, not a curated record. Gene Ontology annotation, molecular function: zinc ion binding; metallocarboxypeptidase activity. Gene Ontology annotation, biological process: proteolysis.
AUUCCCACCGAAAAGAUUUUUAUAACAAGACGCUAUCUGCAGUGGAUGUCCAUUGUUCGUGUUGCAGCUGGAAAAGAUAGUUCUUCGCUAGCCCGACUCUCCAAAUACAGUUCCGAAAAUGUUACGUAGAGAAGGUAGUUGCACCAACUAUAAGAUGCCAACACUCGUCUUCGUUUUCGCCGUUAGUUUCAUGGUGAUCGCCUGUCGUGCAGCACCAAGAGGACAAUGCAAGGCAAAUCGCGACAACACCGUAUCCUAUUCUGGAUUCCAAGUGUGGACGAUCACACCUCAUUCGAAGACUAAACAAACCAUCCUAAUGAAGAUCAUCACGCAUUACAACCUCGAAAUGUGGAAAGAAACUAAUGAAAUUCAUGAGCCGGUAAAUAUUAUGGUACCCCCUCGAUAUCAGAAAGAAAUCAGGCUGAGGUUGGAAGAGGCCAAAAUACCAUACGACGUCGAGAUCAGUGACUUGCAGAAGGCUAUCACCAAUGAGAAUCCUAAGACAAACGCCUCGGCUGCUAAUCCAAAAACUGCUCAUCAAAUGGAUUGGACGAGCUACCAUCGUUUGGACGAUAUCUACGGUUACCUUAGUUACUUGGCCGACACGUAUCCUUGUCGUGUCCAAUUAUUGAAUGUCGGGAGCUCGUAUGAAGGCCGUCCGCUUUACGUUGUUCACAUCACUAAUUCGACUUCACCGAAUACGCCAGCCAUCUGGGUUGAUGGAGGGUUUCAUGCCCGAGAAUGGAUAUCGCCAGCGUUGGCGACUUACAUUAUUCAACAGCUUGUUGAAGAACCAAGUAACGCAAAACUUUUGGACAAUGUCAACUGGUACAUCAUGCCAGUCGUCAAUCCCGAUGGCUACGAGUACACUCAUCUGAAGAACAGACUUUGGCGCAAAACUCGCUCGCCGACAGGAUCAGCAUCAGCCAAAUGUCAGGGAGUUGAUUUAAAUCGUAAUUUUGAUUUUAAGUGGGGUGGCCCAGGAUCCAGCAGUAAUCCUUGCUCACUGGUAUACAAGGGACCCUCGGCCUUCUCGGAACCAGAGACUCUUGCCUAUUCCAAUUUCAUCAGCAGAAAAUCAAACGAAAUUAAACUUUACCUAAGUCUACACAGUUCUGGCCAACUUAUCAUGCUUCCUUGGGGUUAUGAACGUAAUACGUUUCCAUCUGAUUACGAUGAGAUGUUGACACUCGCGAAGAAUGCCGCUUGCAAAUUCAGGAAAUUCACUUAUAAAGUUGGCAAUAAAGUCGACCUCCUCUAUCAAGCUUCAGGCAAUUCGGCAGACUGGGCCAAAUCUAUUGGGAUUAAAUAUGUUUAUUCAGUUGAACUACCUAUCAAUGGAUUUAUUUUACCAGCGUCCAAUAUUUUACCAGUGAGCCAGGAUUUUUUUCGUGCCAUGGAUGUUUUUGCAGCUGAAGUAUCCACGCUCAGCUCUUAUUAAGUACACUUCAUUUCGUUGCCGGUUCAUUUGUUCUAGAUCCUUCUACCACUCCAUCUCCCUCCUACUCGUUUUUUUUUAAAUUUUACAUUAUUUAUAGGAAAUAUUUAGUGUGCGUGAUUUGAGUUAAAUAAAAUUUCCACAAGUCUCAUGAGAAA